AUGAACUUGCUCCAUCCAACCAAUCCACCUGCUGCAACACCUCAGUUUCUGAACCCUCCCGAUCUCCAUCCUCGAAUCGCGAAUGUGUCACCAACCAUAACAGUACAGAGAGACGAGAUCUCUUACAUUGGACUCACGAUUCCAGCACAGAAUUCCGUACUUGGGAUGGGGAUAAAUAACGUCGAUCUUAGUAAUGGAAGUGUCGAGAACACUGCUUAA
Linum tenue is the source of this 219-nucleotide messenger RNA. NCBI's taxonomy places the organism in Eukaryota, Viridiplantae, Streptophyta, Magnoliopsida, Malpighiales, Linaceae. The record is from the annotation of a GenBank genome assembly.